Molecule: messenger RNA, 1291 nt
Organism: Entelurus aequoreus (snake pipefish)
Lineage: Eukaryota; Metazoa; Chordata; Actinopteri; Syngnathiformes; Syngnathidae
Gene: agxta
Product: alanine--glyoxylate and serine--pyruvate aminotransferase a
Exons: 10
Coding region: 80-1255 (391 amino acids)
Cellular component (GO): peroxisome
Molecular function (GO): L-alanine:glyoxylate transaminase activity; L-serine:pyruvate transaminase activity
Source: RefSeq, a predicted model, not a curated record
UUGCUAACGUGAAGCUGAGCUGGAAACAACAUUUCCGAGAUAGACCACCGUCAUGAACUGAAGACUCCAGGCUGGAAACAUGUCGUCUCUGUCCGUGCCUCCGCCCAGAUGUCUGCAGACACCGCUGACGGUUCCUCACCGACACAUGUUUGGACCGGGGCCGUCUAAUGUUCCUCCACGCAUCCUGCAGGCUGGAGCCAACCCAGUCAUUGGUCACAUGCAUCCGGAGAUCUUCCAGAUAAUGUCCGACAUCAGGAGCGGGAUCCAGUACCUGUUCCAGACUCACAACCCCAUGACGUUAGCGGUGAGCGGCACCGGCCACACCGCCAUGGAGUGCGCCAUCUUCAACGCCGUGGAGGCCGGAGACGGCGUGCUGGCGGCAGUCAACGGCAUUUGGGGAGAACGGGCGGCAGAGAUGGCCGAGAGGAUAGGUGCUCGAGUAAACACCAUCGCGGCACCCCCUGGUGGGUUCUUCACGAACGCAGAAAUAGAGCAGGCGUUAUCCAAACACAGACCCGUGCUGUUUUUCCUGGCACACGGAGAGUCGUCCACCGGAGUCCUGCAUCCUUUGGACGGCAUCGGACUGCUCUGUCAUAAGUACGACUGCUUGUUCCUGCUGGACUCUGUGGCGUCGAUGGGAGGAGCUCCGGUUUGCAUGGACCAACAAGGGAUCGACAUCAUGUACACGGGUUCUCAGAAGGUCCUCAAUGCCCCGCCAGGGACGGCGCCCAUCUCCUUCAGUGAGAGGGCGUGUCAGAGGAUCUUCAACCGCAGAACCAAGCCGGUGUCCUUCUUCCUGGACCUGAGCUGGCUGGCAAACUACUGGGGCUGCGACGACAAACCCAGCAGAAUGUACCACCACACCGCCCCGGUCUCUGCCUUCUACGCCCUGAGGGAGGGCCUGGCCGUCUUGGCCGAGGAGGGUCUGGAAAGUUCCUGGGAAAGGCACAGGAACGUGGCCGAGUACUUCCACGCCGGCCUGGAGCGCAUGGGUCUCAAGCUUUUUGUCCCAGACAAGACGGCGCGGCUGCCGACCGUCACCACCAUCGUGGCUCCGCACGGAUACGACUGGAAGGAGAUCACGGCCUACGUCAUGAAAAGCCACAAUUUGGAGAUCUCCGGGGGUCUGGGACCGACUGUGGGCAUGGUGCUGCGUGUGGGUCUGAUGGGAUGCAACAGCAGCCGGGCCAAGGUGGACAUGGUGCUGGCGGCGCUCCGGGACGCUCUGGCACGCUGUCACAGGAGCAAAGUCUAAAAAAAUAAAUAAAAAUAAAUAAAAUACAUCAACAAA